Molecule: messenger RNA, 3731 nt
Organism: Chelmon rostratus (copperband butterflyfish)
Lineage: Eukaryota; Metazoa; Chordata; Actinopteri; Chaetodontiformes; Chaetodontidae
Product: gastrula zinc finger protein XlCGF57.1-like
Exons: 2
Coding region: 124-1803 (559 amino acids)
Biological process (GO): regulation of transcription by RNA polymerase II
Molecular function (GO): RNA polymerase II cis-regulatory region sequence-specific DNA binding; DNA-binding transcription factor activity
Source: RefSeq, a predicted model, not a curated record
GUAGCUUGACAGCGGUGAAACGUUACAUGUGGAGCUGCAGUUUUCACAACACAAACAGCGUGUUUUACCUGUGAAGGUGUGUCAGCCUCGGCCCGGGAGCACAGCCGACAGUCCGCCCGCAUCAUGUCCCGCGUCGAGCUGCUCAGAGUGCUCGUCAACGAGCGGCUGUCCGCGGCCGCGGAGGAGAUCUUCGAGGCGGUCAAAAAAACCAUCGCGGGCUACGAGGAGGAGAUCCUGCUGUCCAAACGGGAGAUCCACCGGCAGCGCAGGGUGCUGCAGACCGUUUUAAAGCCUGACAUAAAGACAAACAAACACUCAGACCAAGACCAACCACAGCUGACUCUCUCAGUCUGGGAUGAGGACUUCCCCUCAGACCAGCAGCAGGAACACUGCAAUCAGGAGUGGAGCUCCGGUCAGGACCAGGAGCCUCCACAGCCUGAGAAGAACCUCCCCGGCUGCCAGGAGGAGGAGCAGCUUCGGGAGCUGGAGCAGGAUAACGCCAUCAUCAUCUUCACUCCUCCGUAUGUGAAGAACGAGCUGGACCAGCUUCAGCCCGGCGAUCGGAGCACCAGAGGAGAAGGGGAUCCUCUGCCGGGCACCUCGGCCGAGCGGGACCAGACGAAGGCGGAGGGGGACAGCGGGGCCUCCUCCAGCUGCUCUGCGGACGAACGCGACGACAGCGAUGAGGAGUGGAGGGCAAGCGCGGGGUCCCAGAGCGACGACAGCGACGACAACCUCAAGUGGAAGCAGCCGAAGGGCCCUCGUCUACCGAAAGCCCCGACGCUGCACCCGAGCAAAAAAAACAAAUCGCGAAUCUGCUGUAAAAUCUGCGGGAAAGCCUUUCACGCUAACGUCUCUUUGGUGAAUCACAUGGAAGUUCACCCAAAGGACGUCUGCGGCGUGUGCGGCGAACGCUUCGAGAGCGAGGAGGGCUUCCGGGUUCACCUGAAAACGCACGUGAAAGCGGAAAUCUGCAGCGUGUGCGGGAAAUGCUUCGGCGCCUCGAGCUCUCUGGAGACGCACAUGAGGAUCCACACGGGGGAGAAGCCGUUCAACUGCAGCCAGUGCGGGAAGUCCUUCAACUGCCGCCACAACAUGAUGCGACACAUCAGGAUACACACGGGCGAAAAGCCGUACCCCUGCACGGUGUGUGGCAGAUGCUUCAACGACUACUCCACGCUGAAACGCCACCUGCUGGUUCACGCGCACAAGCAGAACCUCAACGCAAAUAAUACGUCUGCCAAAGAAAAUGAAAAUGGCAACGACGCCGAGACGAAGAUGAAGACGCCGUCGCCAAAGAAGCAGCAGCCUCGAACCAUAUGUGAGGUGUGCGGGAAGAUGUUCCACUCCAUGGUUUCUCUGGUCAAUCACGCCAAAAGUCACGCCACGGACCUCUGCGGCGUCUGCGGGACGCGCUUCGACUCCGAGGAAAACUUAAAACGUCACCUGAAAACUCACAAAAACGGGAAAAUUUGCGAAGUGUGCGGGAAGUGUUUCGACAGUCAGGGAAGUCUGGAGAUGCACAUGAGGAUCCACACGGGGGAGAAGCCGUUCCUCUGCAGCGAGUGCGGGAAGUCCUUCAACUGCCGCCACAACAUGAUGCGACACAUCAGGACCCACACAGGUGAGAAGCCCUACCUGUGCAACAUCUGCGGCCGGAGUUUCAGCGACCACUCCACCCUGAAGCAGCACAGCAACAUGCACACCGGAGCGAAGCCGCACCGCUGCGAGAUCUGCGGGAAAGGCUUCCAGCGGAAGACGUACGUGAGGCUUCACAUGAAGAGCCACGCGACCGAGAAGUGAGCGCCGUUACGUACGGCGGCUGUGAAUAAACACUGAAGUUUAAAGUCUAAAGUCUUCAUGCAUCAUUGGCCCCCGUGAGGUUGUGAUCAUACAGGAUCUGUGUUUCAAACAGAUCUGAGUCACGUAUGAGCAGAAAAAUGUGAUUUGGUGCCUGCAGUCUGAUCUCACAUAUCUUUUCUCAGCCACACUCGCUGUAAACACUGUGUGUGUGGAGCGAGAGCGCCCCCCGUGGCCACAGCAGGAAUAGACUGCAUUGUGUUUAUUAGACACAAAUUGCUGUUUGUGAAUAAACACACACAUUGACGAGUGCUUUAUUUUUGCCUGUAAAACUCAAACCGUGACCUGGAGAAGCUGCAGAGUUUCUGCUGGUUUGUCUCUGCGAGCGUCCUCGUUUACAGAUAGAAUUUGAUCCGUGUUUAAGAUGAAAGCGUUGAUUAGCGCAGCUUGAAAUGGCUUCGACUCUUCGUCGCGUCCUCGGCGGUUUGGUUGUUGCAGGUUAGCUCACAGUGCAGAGCAGCGUUUUGAAGGUGAGGCAUUUUGCCGCUCUCUCUGUAAUUUGGAUUUACAGGCAGCUUUUCGGUCGUCGCCGUCCCUGCAGCUCGCUUGCCUCUGCUGUGACCGACAGGAAUCAACCGGCAACUCCUUGUUCUGCAGGUCAGUUGCUCACUUGGCUGGCUUCGCCUCACAAAUACACGGUUUCACGUUAAAAAAGCUUCAGUCAUUUCCUCAAACAGCUGCUCGUUGUAGUUUCUAUCAAACACACAUGAGGAAAUAGUGCAUUUGUCAGGGACUAGUUUCAGCGGCGGAUUAAUCCACAGUUGUUGCCAUAGUGAGGAACAGUACCGAACAGCAGCCUCCGCUACGAUCGCAGCCUCAUACGAUGCCUCGUUGCAUUUUCUACAAAGUUUUGUCGUUCAGUCGUCUCAGUAGCUGCGUUUCCAUUACAGUUGUUCGCAAAAUAAAAGCGAUAUUUCUGAAAUUCAAGUUCAAAUGCUACUUGUAGCUGUUUCCAUUGAACGGUGUUUUUCAAACCAGCCAAAAUUCUCGUAAAUUCUCAGACGUCCUGCGAGAUUUAAUUUUGAGGAAGACGGCUGAAAGUGUUAUGCGUCCGCCGACCUCGGUGACGUGUAAAUGCGUGUUCCCAUUACACUUUCGCAAUACACUUUUAUAUCGACACGUCUAAAAAACCACCUCAUGAGAGCAUAAAAAUGUUUUCGCUAUAUUUGUGAGGAUUUUUUGAAAUAUAGGUGUUUCCAUUACCAGUUUUUUUAUUGCGAUAUUUAGGAUUUGCGCAUUUCUAGGGGCAAAGAAAACACAGCUAGUGACAUUCAUAAAAUCACUCACAAACAACAAGGUUUCAUUUGCCCUCAUGGCUGAACGGUCCAAGAUCUGAUCUGGAGACAGUUCAGAGCUCACAAUCACCUUCUUCUGAUCAGAGAUGCAGCAAAGUUUUCUAAUCUGCAGGUUUUUCUGUUUCCAUGACCUCAGAUGUUUUACUGCAUACUGUCAUCUCAUAAAUAUUUUACUUUCUACUUUCUUUUGCUUUCAUGGUGACAUAAUUUAGUUUCCAGACACGUAGUAUUAAAAACGUGGGUUUUAUAAUGUUUAAUGUGUUCUUGAUCACUACAGAAUGUAACACUGCACGGCUCACAGAGGCACCAGACAUCCUUCUGUUUGUAGUUUUCUGUAUUCUGAACGCAGCGUAGUCACAAUGUGCCUGUGACCGACGCGAAGGAUUGAAGCGUAAACAGACUGUUGAUGGCAGUUUGAUCUCACGACACCGGAUAUCGAAGCCACGCCUUUAAAACAGCCGCUCUGCUCAUGUGGAGUUUAUCUGAGGUCACGUAUUCAACCAAAGACGUCUGCGGAGCUGCGAGACUGAAACUCAGUGAUUUGUUCCAGGUUGUUUGAAUAAAACUUCCACUUUA